GUAGUGAACGUGAACUGUGGUGAAACUCAAAUCGGAAAUGGCUCGUACCAAGCAAACUGCACGCAAAUCGACUGGUGGAAAGGCUCCACGCAAACAACUGGCUACUAAGGCCGCUCGCAAGAGCGCCCCUGCGACCGGAGGUGUGAAGAAGCCUCACCGCUAUCGCCCUGGAACAGUGGCCUUGCGUGAGAUCCGUCGCUACCAAAAGAGCACCGAGCUUCUGAUCCGCAAACUGCCUUUCCAGCGUCUGGUGCGUGAAAUCGCUCAGGACUUUAAGACUGACUUGCGAUUCCAGAGCUCGGCGGUUAUGGCCCUGCAGGAAGCUAGCGAAGCCUAUCUGGUUGGUCUCUUUGAAGAUACCAACUUGUGUGCCAUUCAUGCUAAACGUGUCACCAUUAUGCCCAAGGACAUUCAAUUAGCGCGACGCAUCCGCGGCGAGCGUGCUUAAAUAGGCAAGGCUUCAACUGGCAGCCAAAGCCCUAGUAUACUCUACAAUCGGUCCUUUU
Messenger RNA from Drosophila teissieri, 506 nucleotides. Its product is annotated as histone H3. NCBI's taxonomy places the organism in Eukaryota, Metazoa, Arthropoda, Insecta, Diptera, Drosophilidae. The record is from RefSeq and is a predicted model, not a curated record. Gene Ontology annotation, molecular function: DNA binding; protein heterodimerization activity; structural constituent of chromatin. Gene Ontology annotation, cellular component: nucleosome. The transcript has a single exon. Bases 38 to 448 code for a protein of 136 amino acids.